CUAUUUCUAUCCAUGUCUCAAGCGGGUGCUGCUGCUGCCAAAAAGAACGAGGGAAAUGCCUUUUAUGCUAAGCAAAUGUACAGAGAGGCCGCGAAAUGCUAUUCUGACGCCAUUGAUUUAGAUCCUUCUAACCACAUUCUUUACUCGAACCGUGCCAUGGCAUACUGUGGUCUGAAGGAGUGGGCCAAGGCUAAGGAGGAUGGUUUAAAGUGUGUCCAGAUGAAGCCUGACUUUGUCAAGGGUUACCACAGAGCGGCUACUGCCAUGAUCAACUUGAACGAGUUCAUUGAGGCCGAGGAACUCCUGCAACGCGGUCUGAAAGUAUUCCCGGACGACAAGAAUCUUUUGGUGUUGCUCCGUAUUGCCGAGCCCAAGGCUGAGGAGUUGCGCAAGGAGAAGAUCGGUGGAAUGCCCCCUCUCGAUCGUUACAAGGCGGAGGGUAAUGAGCACUUCAAGGCCUCUCGUUUCACUCAGGCCAUUCAAUCUUACACAAAGGCUAUCGAGAGCGUUGGUGAAAAUCCUCCCAUGAGCGAUGUGCUUCUGGCUUGUUACAACAACCGUGCUGCCUGCUACCAGCAGCUCGGUAACUACGAGGCUGUGGUGGAGGACUCGACGUGGGUUCUGGAGCACGAUCCCAAAAACAUUAAGGCGCUUCUGCGAAGAGGACUCGCUUUUGAGAACUUGGAGCGUUACCGAUCCGCUCUGGAGGAUAUUCGUAACGUGCUGAUGAUUGAUCCGACGAUCGCGAUGGCAAAUGCGGCUCAGCAUAGAAUCGGAGAUGCAGUGAGAAAGUUGAAGCAGGAAGGAAUGAAGUAAACUGCUGUUUCAUACU
Messenger RNA from Blastocystis hominis, 832 nucleotides. RefSeq lists its product as hypothetical. Bases 76 to 816 code for a protein of 246 amino acids. Gene Ontology annotation, molecular function: Hsp90 protein binding. Lineage: Eukaryota; Bigyra; Opalinata; Blastocystidae. The record is from RefSeq and is a predicted model, not a curated record. The transcript has 6 exons.